Messenger RNA from Erigeron canadensis, 1064 nucleotides. RefSeq names its product biogenesis of lysosome-related organelles complex 1 subunit 1. Gene Ontology annotation, cellular component: BLOC-1 complex. The transcript is spliced from 4 exons. Gene Ontology annotation, biological process: endosomal transport. The record is from RefSeq and is a predicted model, not a curated record. NCBI's taxonomy places the organism in Eukaryota, Viridiplantae, Streptophyta, Magnoliopsida, Asterales, Asteraceae. The coding region runs from base 356 to 805 and encodes 149 amino acids.
CCCUAAGCUGCUAGACCAAACACCCCUCUGUAAAAAUUGUGAUCCUGUUCGGGUCGGGCUAUUCUAAAUUACGAAACUGGCCAAAUCUCAAACGGUUUCCCGGAGAGUCUCGCCGUCGCAUCACAAUCCACCGCCGCUUCCGUCUGCCACCGUUACUUUCUCAGAAGUAAGUGGAAUGUUCUACUUCUGGAGGAAAGUAAAAUUUGAGUUCCUUAUUGAUGGCUCUCAGAAUUUGCUUCACUAGAGUUACUUUGUGGAGUUGGAUGUAAUUUUAAUUAUAAACAACAUUUUUCAAGUUCGAAAAAAGGAAUCUACAGAAAAUCGGUCCAGUUUUAGUGGGUUUGUAGUUGCCAAAAUGAGUUCACCACGGCGAAUGCCGGCACGUGCUCACGUAAGAUCAUCAUCAGAGAUUAAUCGACCAGAUAUUCAUUCCGGAAGUUUAGAGUCAUCUCUACUCCGGCUUGUCAAUGAUCAUCAGAAUACCUCUGUCCGACUCCGAGAACAGACAGAGAAAUCAAAGAAAGAGGCGAUCAAGAGUGCUUCUCGUGUGUCUGAUCUGUUAGUGGAUGCUGUUAAUGGAGGGGUAGAAGAGUGUUUCGUGAACGAGAAGCGAAUAGAAGUUGAAAUCCGAGCGUUGAAGGCUACUAUUACACGAUUUGGGAAGCAGACUGAUCAAUGGCUUGCUUCAACUCAUGCUAUUAACAAUGCUAUCAAGGAAAUAGGAGAUUUUGAGAAUUGGAUGAAGACUAUGGAAUUAGAUUGUAAAAGCAUCACUGCAGCCAUCUCCAACAUUCACCAGUCAUGAUAGCAUGACCAACUCAACUCGUGACACGAGUGACCGAAUUGCUUGCAAGUGGAUAACUUAGGUGCAGUUCUAUUUACUAUGAUUUUUUCUCUAUUAUGGUUAUAUUCUGCUUUAUUCUUUCAUAUGAUGGUAGGAAUUCAAAUGUGAAUAAUUUGAAUGAAUGAAAUGAUAUAUUUAAGCCAUAAUCUGUUUCAUAGUAUAGUUCGAGCUGUUCUUACAAAGAUUAUAUGAUGCGCCAUAUAUCAUCGCAUUUUGUAAA